CGAAACCCAAACAAACAUCCACUGCCGAGGGUUUAUAGCUGCGAGGAAAGUUCCCUCUCGUUAGUGUUCCGGAGCUCUCACGCGUCUCUGCACCGCAGCUCACCGCAGGCCAGGAGACUGUGCGCGGCACCGCCAUGAGACACAGCAAGUUAGCCCGCUAGCACUUAGCAAACUGAUGAAUGUGUGCUGCUGCUGUUGAGGUAGCCAUUUUGAAACCGUGUUGUUCCAACGAAGCCAGGUCCAGUCUGUUCCUGUGCAGAUACCCAUGAUCCACAAACAGGGAAACUACAAACAGCACUGAACCAUCCUUUGUGAGGGAAUUCAAGAAGAAAAGGAAAGACCCACUUGACACAUGCGAUUUUUCAUUCUUCAUUUUCCCCCUAGAGAAAAACGAGUUGAUUGACCGGACUUGACUUUUUUUCCUUCUCCUUCAUUUUUUGGACAAGGUUAAUUGCUGUUUUGGACUGCUUUCAUCACAUGACACCAAGACCUUUUGGCUUGUGGAUGCUUUUUAUUUCGCUUGCACAUGAGCUUGCACAUCUAUGAAAUCUAAGCAACACCCUAUACCUGCGUCAGUCAACAAAUUACAGCACUAUAAAUGGGCAUCUUACAAAUGUGAUAUCAGACUAUAUAAAGAUAAAAUUGGCAUUAUAAUGUGUCAUUCAGCAGCACCUCUAUUUCACUAACACAAACUGAAAAUGACGGCAAUGUAAUAUAGGGUUUUGCUUUCUUCAUUGUCAUGUGACUUUGAACCUUUUUGAGCACUAUUUUCAUCACACUCAGACAGUCUUUUCACCAGUUUAAUGAGGUGAGCGGUGGAUUUCAGUGACGCCCAUUGCUUACAAGACUGUCUCUGAACACUCUUCUUUUCUGCAUGAGUUUAAGUAGACGUUAAAAUGAUUCGGUAGAAGGUGAGGCGGCAACAUACUGGCACACAGUGUGGCAGGACAGCGGCCAUCUCUUUCCCCCUCAUCUGGUGUCCAAGUCGAACUGCUACACAGACUGUUGUCCAAGUUCCAGGGCAGCCAACUCUCACAGACAGCGUCCUUAUAUUAAGAACAAGACCGUCUGACUUUUCCUCACCAUUGGGACAAAUCACCCAUCCGGUCAAUUCAUUUUGCCAAUCAGCAUAAAGUCCAUUUCGGAUUUAAGUUUUGCUCCUGACUGAUGAAUCAGUGAAAAAUUCAGUCUGCCUGUGGAUAAGAAGUUACCUGGACUGAAAAGUAACGCUCAAAAUUCAUCAGACCUGCAACAGGAGCUGCCUGAGAAUCUUCAAGAAGGAGAAUCGGUCGCCCAAAGGCCUCUGCACUUCCGCUCAAGCAUCUACUUCCUGCUCGGCCAGUUCUCUGGAUCAUCAUUCCUGCAACCUUUCGACCCAUUUACCCAGUGUUUCACCCUGGACGAAGGGAUUUGCCUCUGGGUAAAGGGGCUCUGCUGUCCUGACGAAGGUGGAGAGGGGCUUGUUGGUGUGCUGCUCCCCAUCUGUCAGUGCACACGCACUGUGAUCAGUGCCAACAGGCCUGAGGAACCGAGCCCAAUCGGACUGAGAGAGGAGGCAGAGGACUUCAGAGCAACAGACUCUGGGAUCCUGGCCAUGAGGUUUGAUGCCUCGAUCCACUGACCGGAAACACUGGACCUAAAUGGCGCAGCAUGACUUUGUCCCUGCCUGGCUUAACUUCUCCACGCCCCAGCCUGCCAAGUCCCCUGCUGCCAACCUUGACAAACAAGGUGAGCCCCACCACCACAGAGACGGCAGAACCUCUGUGAGCCGCCGCCGCCACAACUCUUCUGAUGGUUUCUUCAACAACGGCUCCCUGCGUCCUCCAGCAGGUGACGGAUGGCAGCAGCCCUCUCUGCUUCUGAGGCAUGACUCGGUGGACUCGGGGGUGGCCAAAGGAGGACAUGGUGGGCUGGCAGGGGGAUCGUGUUGGAAGGAAACCCCCAGCUGGCAUGGAGCCCCACGGGGUGCCCAGGACGGCCACCACCACCAGGGACGCCACCCCAAACGGGGAGCAGGCGACAGGGACAGGCAGGUGGGGCACCGGCAGCGCAACGGCAACUUCCAUCCCCGCAAGGGACCCUCAUACCCGGACAAGUUCCCCAAUGAGGAACGCAAAGACGGCAAGGACGAUAAGCUGAAGUUCGUGGAAGAGGACUUUCCUUCCCUCAACCCUGAAACAACUGGAAAGCCUGGGACUCCGAUGCGAGCGGUGGCUCCCCAUGCUGGAGUGUGGGAAAACCCUCCUAGUGGCAAACAGAUGGUUUCCAAAAUGCUGGUUAUCAAGAAAGCUUCCAAGGAGGACUCCAGCACAGCCUUCUCUGCGGGUUUUGCCACUGCCAGUGUCCUGUCAACCAACGGCAACAAAGCUCCCAUUGCAGGCUCCAGUGUCUACAAGAACCUGGUCCCGAAACCUGCCGUGGCCCCCACCAAAAGCACCCAGUGGAAAACCAGUGGUAGAGAGAUCACCAAGUCUGGCCUCCACAUGCCAGGCCGAGAUUCAGUCUUCACCAGCCCGGUCUCUGGAGCCAAACCCAGCACCCCCGUCAGUGCACCGCUGCACAACGCCCCAAAAGAGCACCCUUCCAGCACGACUCCUCCCAUAGACAUCGCCCCGUCGAGGCUGAAGCUGAUGCGGCGAGUUCCCGACCGCAAGAGCGAGUUCCUGCGAGCUCUGAAGGACGAGGGCACAGGAGAGCUGACGACGAGCAGCAGCCCGGGCACAUCAGGAGAGGGCGAAAGCAACACGCCAGAGCCAAAAGCCUACAGCGAAGAAGUCUGUCACGAGAACGGUCUGUCCUACUCCCUCAGCGACUCAGACACCGAACACCUGUCCAGCUCCCUGGAGGCAGAGCACAGGUUGCUGAAGGCCAUGGGCUGGCAGGAGUACCCAGAAAACGAUGACAACUUCCUGCCUCUGACAGAGGACGAGCUCAGAGAGUUCCAGACGAAAACGGAACAGCUGAAGAGGAACGGCAUGCAGAGGAACGGGCUUCUCCCGAGGCCGCGGGGUGUGACACUCCACUUCACCCCCUGGAGGAGUGUGGCGGAGGAGCACGUCGAGGAGGGCUCGGAGUCCGAAACCAGUAGCAGCAGCCAGACCUCUGACGACGACGACUGCAUCAAAUCCUAACGUGGCUUUAUGGAACAAAAAAAGAAAAACAACAACAACAAACACAAACAGCCAACACCACAUCCCAGCAAGCAGUUCCCCCUUUUCGUGUCUCAUCUUUGUUUUUAGAGCACCAUUUUGAAUUUCUUUCGUUUUGAUUUUUUUUUUUUGUUGUUGUUCUUGCACAAGGGAAAAACCAAUCAUAUCCCAGUGAAGGAGGAGAUUCCUGCUUCGCCAGACGUCGUUUUCCCUGCGUUUCCUCCUUCACUGCAGUCCCUGCCCUCUUUGACCCCCCCAACCCUCCCUUCUUCCUUUUUCUUCCUCGCUUUGUGGAACUGAAGUGUUCAUCAAGAAAAAGAAGGGCAAUGAAUGCACACUUGAUUCUGCUUCAAACAGACUAACUCAUUUCAUUGAUGAUGCUGAUGACACAUUAUUAAUGAUAUUAAUAAAAAUUGGUUCCUGACAAGCUGAUAUGUUUCAAUAUGAA
Messenger RNA from Limanda limanda (common dab), 3597 nucleotides. It is a transcript of the gene gpbp1l1, whose product is annotated as GC-rich promoter binding protein 1-like 1. Lineage: Eukaryota; Metazoa; Chordata; Actinopteri; Pleuronectiformes; Pleuronectidae. The record is from RefSeq and is a predicted model, not a curated record. Gene Ontology annotation, cellular component: nucleus. Bases 1641 to 3131 code for a protein of 496 amino acids. Gene Ontology annotation, biological process: DNA-templated transcription; positive regulation of DNA-templated transcription. Gene Ontology annotation, molecular function: RNA binding; DNA binding. The transcript has 12 exons.